This is a messenger RNA of Kazachstania africana CBS 2517, 6363 nucleotides long. It is a transcript of the gene CDC39, whose product is annotated as CCR4-NOT core subunit CDC39. The record is from RefSeq and is a predicted model, not a curated record. Gene Ontology annotation, molecular function: molecular adaptor activity. The transcript has a single exon. Bases 1 to 6363 code for a protein of 2120 amino acids. NCBI's taxonomy places the organism in Eukaryota, Fungi, Ascomycota, Saccharomycetes, Saccharomycetales, Saccharomycetaceae. Gene Ontology annotation, biological process: nuclear-transcribed mRNA catabolic process, deadenylation-dependent decay. Gene Ontology annotation, cellular component: CCR4-NOT core complex; P-body.
AUGCAAGAAUCGUCUUCUCAAUCUCAAAUCGUUUUUACAUUAAAAGAGGAGAAAGAAGCUGUUCAGAUCAUAUUAUCACAACUCAAUCUAUUAAUUAUCAAUUUAUCAAACGAGAAUUCUGUCUCUACUGCCAAACAGAUCAAAUUUCUCUUAAGCAAGUCUUCAAUUACCGUUUACGUCAAGUUUUGGAAGAAACUUAUCUUACUUUGUUCUAGUGAUAUUAAGAACAAAACUACUCGCACAGCUGAAAAGCAACCACUAAUCGAUUUACUCUUUGAUCUUUUCAGUCGUUUACCUGAUUAUAGCGAAGAUCUUCUCGAUAUUUUAAGAAAAGAAAUAUUUUGUAAUAGAGAAUUUGGAACACAAUCAAAUUUAAGUCUUCUAGAUUAUAUCGAGUUUUGUAAUCAUAACUCUGCUAUUACGGAAACUCUCGACCCAACACUCCCUAUAAAUAGACUAAAAGAAAUCGAAAAAUCCAAAAUGAAUAACUCAAAAUAUUUAGAAACAUUUCUAUCACAAUCCUCUGUGGAUACUAUGGAAACGCAACUUAAUGACUUAUUCUUGUCAUUAUCUGGUGAAAGUCUAAAUGAAAUGGUAGCAUUAUUACUUUCUGAAGUCUUAUCUCCCGGUUCUCAGAAAUUACAAGAGCGUUCAGAAAAUAGUUGGUUCACUCCAUCAUCCGUCAUAGAUGCCACUCAGAGAGGUCAACAAAUUUCUAAUUCUUUAAAAAGGGUUUAUCAGGAUAUUGUCAACUGGAAUCGUGUAUUUAAUUUAAUGUCCACCAAAUAUUUCCUGACCACUCCAUUAAAACCAACUACUGCUUCAUUAAGUUCAUUUUUUGCAUCAUUAAAAUAUGGUUAUCUAAUUGAUCAAUUUUUUGGCUGUGAUUGGAAUAUAACAUUUAAAUUAACUCUAACUAUUCAAUUGCAUGAUUGGUCACCACAACAAACUGGAUGUUUCGAUCUUUUAAAUGUACCAGAUAUGAAAAGAGUCUCUGAGAAAAUUCCAAAUUCCAAAAAUUCAUUACUUUAUCUAUUGUCUAUUUCUACAUUAGAUCUUGAACUUUUUUUAUUAAGAGAUGAAUUAGUUAAUAAUCCAAUGUUAUCUUACUAUCAGAAAUGUUUCUUUGAAGAUUUCAAUUUGGUUCCAGAAUACUUAUAUCUAGCUUUAAUCAAUAAUAUGAAACAUUUCACUUUGUUAAUUGAAAAUAAAAAUACAAUUAACGAGAUUAUUAUCACUUUGUUGGUUCAAGUGUUUGAAAAAUCGCCUGUAGUGUUAGGUGAACUUCUAAACAUUUUACCUUCAAAAGAUAAGCUAUUAUCAGAUGUCGGUAGAGCCAUCAUAGAGAGAAAAGAUGCGCCAGUUGGUAACUUCAUCAAACUAUUGCAUGAACAAGAUAAAUUAGACGAUUUUUUGAACAAGCUCAAUUUCUCAGAGUCAUUUCCCAUUUUACCCGCUGCACUUAAAGUUGGAUGGGUAGGUUUCAAACAGUUCAUGGAAUCUAAUAUAAAUAUCAAUACAGCACCAAUUAUUAUUGAUUCCCUAGAAGCACAAACUAAGAUGACUGACGAUAAUACCACAUUCCGUUCUUCUAAAACUUUUGAUUUAGAAUCUUUGCAUUUCCUCAUCACUCUAUUGAUGAAUUUACCUCUCAGCGGGAAUGUAUUGGAGAACUUUGAAUCAUUAGAAUAUUCAAUAAUACUUUCUUUUCCAAGGAUUAUCAAUUAUGGUAAUGGACACGACAAAGCAAUUCUUGCAAAUGGUGAAUUUACACCAAUCAACUCUGAUGUUGAAAAAGAAAUGCAAUCGUAUCUACAAAAAAUGUACAGUGGGGAUAUGGCCAUUAAAGAUGUCGUUGACAUUUUGAGAAAGUUAAAAGAUAGUGAUGACCCAAGAGAUCAAGAUGUUUUCGCUUGUAUCACUCAUGCGAUUCUCGGUGAAUGUACUUUUUUCAAAGAUUAUCCAUUGGAAGCUCUAGCGACAACAUCGGUUCUGUUUGGUUCCAUGAUACUUUUCCACCUAUUAAACGGUUUUGUGUUAGAUGUUGCAUUACGAAUUAUAAUCAAUUUCGCUAAAGAAGGACCAGACUCUAAGAUGUUCAAAUUUGCUAUUCAGGCGCUGUACGCCUUUAGGAUCCGUUUAUCUGAUUUCCCUGGUUAUUGUAAGGAUUUCAUUGAACAAGUUCCUGGUUUACAAGCCCAAUCUCAGAUUUAUAAAUUCAUCUUAGAUGGUUCUAAGGCUGAGAGGAGAUCACCAUCUUCUGAGAGUGAUAAUCAAAAGAAUCAAAAAGUUGAAUUAACCAAUCCCAGAUACUUUAAUGUUAGUGAAUGGCAACCCCCUGUUGCACAAGAUAUUCCACCGAAGGAAACAACUGAAAAAGUGUUAUUUAUUGUUAACAACUUAACCAUGGACAAUUUUGAUAAAAAAAGAGAUGAUUUGAAAAACUUUUUGAAACCAAGUUACUAUGCUUGGUUUUCAAAUUAUUUGGUUAACCAGAGAGCCAAAACUGAACCCAAUUAUCACAAAUUGUACAGCAAGAUUUUAACCAGUGUUAACUCUCGCUCCUUGUAUGAAUGCAUGGUCAAUACUACUUUAAAACAACUUUUCUUUUUCAUCGCUGUGAAGAAUACACAGUCUGUUGAUAAGAAGCUCCUUAAGAACCUGGCAUCGUGGCUUGGUAGUAUUACUCUAGCUAUUGACAAACCAAUCAAAUAUAGAAACAUCGCAUUUAGAGAACUUUUGAUUGAUUCGUAUAAAGAAAACAGAUUGGACAUUAUUGUACCUUUUGUCUGUAAAGUAUUAAUGUGUGCCAGUGACUCUAAAAUAUUCAAACCACCAAAUCCAUGGACUGUGGGUAUUCUAAAAGUACUCUUAGAGUUGAAUGAGAAGGCUAACUGGAAAUUAAGUUUAACUUUUGAAGUAGAAGUUUUAUUCAAAGCAUUGAAUAUAUCCAUGAAGGAAUUGAAACCUUCCAAUUAUAUUGAGGUUUCAGAUGCAGUGGAAACAUUAGCUGGGAACCUUGGUACUAUGUCUUUGGAGCAACAACAGAUUGAACACCAAAGACAAGUGGUAUUACUUCAACAACAUCAACAGCAUAUGUUAAUGUACCAGCAAAGACAGCAGCAGCAACAAAGAAUGCUUGCUGAUCAAACUUCAUUCGCACCAGAUGCCAAUAUUACUGGCGCAAUUGCUACCGGUACACCAGGAGGUUUACCUAGCACGAUUAAUUCCAAUAUUUCGGCUGCCACAGUUACCGCAACUUCAAGCACGAAUUCCAAUGAAGUUCCUUUCAAUAACUUGUCGGGAACAACUGUUUUUGCUACACAUCCAGACCUAAAACGUGUCUUCCAGAUGGCACUGGCUAAAUCAGUUAGAGAAAUUUUAAUUCCGACAAUUGAAAAAUCUUCUGGUAUUGCUGUAAUUGCCACAGUAAAAAUCAUUACAAAGGAUUUUGCUACCGAACUUGACGAGCUAAAAUUAAAAGCAGCAGCUGUUAAUAUGGUUAGACAUCUUGCUCAAAGUUUUACUCGUGCAACAACGAUUGAUCUUUUAAAGGAAACAAUUCGUAAUACUACCCAGUCAUUAGCCCCUAAUUUGAUGAACUCGACAUCCGCUCCAUUGGAGGAACUUGAUAUUGCUAUUAAUGAUAAUGUCAACUUGGGAUUAGCUUUAAUCGAGAAAGCUGCUAUGGAUAAAGCAGUUCAAGAUAUUGGUGAACAACUCAUGCAAGCCGUCGCAGUACGUAGAUAUCAUAAGGAAAGAAGAUCGGAUCAGCCAUUCUUAAGUCCAAAUGCAAAUAUUCACUCCUUGUCUUUGCCUGAACCACUUGGUCUUAAGACAGCUGGUGUCACACCACAACAAUUCAGAAUAUAUGAGGACUUUGCCAAGUCAGGUGCCAACACAGAAGGAGAUAAUAUGUCAGCUCAAAAUCAGGCUCAUAUUAUGAAUCAGCAGGGCAAUGCACCAAAUGCUCCACAAUCAUUGGUUCAACAGCAACAGCAGCACCAGCAACAGCAGGCCAUCCAACCACAUAUUUCUCAGCCAGAAAACAUGGCGCAACUUCAGACACAACAGCCCCAAGCACAAGGGCCUAUUCAGCAAGGUGGAGUCACAAAUGCUGCCCCAACUGAACUAGAGCAGAACCAUCGUAUUUUGGUUCAUUUGAUGGAUAUUUUGGUUGCACAAAUAAAGGAAAAUACUGAUAAGCAGGCUUUGAUUGAAUUGGGUGAACAGAAUGAAUUGAAAAAUAUCAUAUACCAGAUUUUAACAUUCAUUGCCAAAAAUCCGCAAAAGGAUCAGUUGGCCUUAAAAGUUUCACAGGCUGUUGUCAACAGUCUUUUUGCCACUAGCGAAAGUUCGUUGUGUAGAGAAGUCCUUUCACUACUAUUAGAAAAGCUAUGUUCGCUCUCUAUUGUUGCCAGAAAAGAUGUUGUAUGGUGGUUGGUUUAUGCAUUGGAUAGCAGAAAAUUUGACGUUGCUGUCAUAAGAUCUUUGCUUAAGGUUAAUUUGAUUGAUGCUGCUGAACUAGAUAAUGUCUUGGUUACAGCUAUGAGAAAUAACAUGGAGAAUGCCGUCACAUUUGCCAUGAAUUUGUUGAGAGAUGUUGUGCUAUCAGAUAAACCAAUUUUGAUGAGAAUGGACUUUAUCCGUACCUUAGAGUACCUAAGCAUUUUGGAUGACGAUAAUGUCAAACAAUUCUUGCAGGAAUACAAUCAAGUAAAAAUUCUACCAAUUUCCAAGAACAUCGCCGUGACUGUGAAUGAGAAGUAUAGUCUAGUCUUUACCGAGUGGGUCAAACUAUUACAAAAAGUGGACAUCGAGGAUAGUGUUGUCUUAAUAUUUAUCAAACAGAUGAUGGACAAGGGUAUUUUAUCUGAAAGUGAUAAUAUGAUUAAAUUUAUGAAAUGUGCAUUGGAACUAUCUGUUUCAUCUUUCAAAGAAAGCGACCCAACAGGAGAAGUUUUUACUGCAAUUGAUGCUUUAGGAAAAUUGAUUAUAAAAUUACUUAUCUUCCAAGAAUUUUCCGAUUACUAUAGAGGAGAUUUCUUGAACACUAUCUACUCUACCAUUUUGCUCGUUUUUGCCGAAGAUCACGAACAAGAAACUUUCAAUGAAAGACCAUACUUUAGAUUAUUAUCCAAUUUGUUCUAUGAAUGGAGUAACAUUCGCGGUCAUAAAUUCAGUAGUAUCAAAGAUGUGAAGAUAAGAAAAGAAUUGUAUACUUUCGACAUUGAGUUUUACAAUAUUUCUGCUACGUACUUACAUUCUUUCCAACCUUUUGCUUUCCCAGGCUUCUCAUUUGCUUGGGUGUCGUUGAUAUCUCAUAGAAUGUUCCUCCCACAAAUUUUGAGAUUACCAGACAAAAGUGGUUGGGAAAAACUAACGUUAUUGAUUAUUGAUUUAUUUAAGUUUUUGGACCAAUACACAAAGAGAGGAAUAGUAUCCGAUGCAAUUUCCGUUGUUUAUAAGGGUACAUUGCGUGUUAUUUUGGGUAUAUCGAAUGAUGUUCCUGAUUUCUUGAUAGAAAAUCACUAUGAGCUAAUGAAUAACCUACCAGCAACAUACUUCCAGUUGAAGAAUGUUAUUCUGUCUUCAAUUCCUAAGAAAAAGAUUGUACCAAACCCAUACGAUCCAAAUCUAAAUAUGGCAGAUGUGGAACUGUGUCAACAGAAACCAUCCAUCUUUUAUGACCCUGUGAAAGACCUACAAUCAUUAAAGAAACCAGUAGAUAACUACCUACGUAUUCCAUCAAACUCCCUCCUAAAGGCCAUUUUGAACGGGCUUUAUAGAACAGAAUAUGAUGUUAAGAUAGGUGUUGGUUACGAUUAUUUAAGCAUUGACAAUAAGUUAGUACGCGGUGUUGUCCUCCAUGUAGGUAUUGAGGCAGGCUUAGAAAACGAGAGAACGUCAUCCAGUGCCGUAUUCAAUACUAAGUCUUCAUAUUACACUCUAUUAUACAAUUUGAUAAACGAAGGCAGUACUGAGUUGAGAUAUCAGAUUCUCCAAGUAAUGUUGGAACAACUAAGAUAUCCAAAUAUACACACAUAUUGGUUUUCUUAUGUUCUGCUAAAUAUGUUUACUUCCAAAGAGUUCGGUUCUAAUAUUUCUGAAAUCCAGGAAAUUAUGCUAAGAUGUCUAUUGGAAAGAGUAAUCGUUAACAAACCACACACAUGGGGUAUCAUUGUUUUCUUCACUCAACUCUUACAAAACAAGGAAGUGAACAUACUGGAAUUGGAUUUCAUCAAGAACAUCCCAGAAAUAGAAAAUAUCCUCGAGCAAUCCGUCAAACACACUUCUAGGACAGCUACAGAAGAUGCUGUCGCUUUGGCUGCCGAGCAAAAGAUAACUUCAGAGACCACUUAA